Fonticula alba is the source of this 949-nucleotide messenger RNA. RefSeq lists its product as hypothetical. The record is from RefSeq and is a predicted model, not a curated record. The transcript has 2 exons. Bases 34 to 651 code for a protein of 205 amino acids. NCBI's taxonomy places the organism in Eukaryota, Rotosphaerida, Fonticulaceae. Gene Ontology annotation, biological process: protein import into mitochondrial matrix. Gene Ontology annotation, cellular component: PAM complex, Tim23 associated import motor. Gene Ontology annotation, molecular function: ATPase activator activity.
CCCCCCCCUCCCUCUCCAUCCGCCUCUCCCACCAUGUUCUUCGAUCUGCUCAACGUCAAGGACGACCCCAAUGCCGAGGUCGUCCCCUUGACGUACCGGCCGCGCGACGAGCUGCCCGCCACCGCCGAGACCCCGGUGACCACGGACCACGAGCAGUUCGACUUCCGGCACUCCGGUGUCCUGCGGCGGGACAUCAUGUCCUCGCGGCUGGAGUCCUUCCAGCAGGAUGAGGACCAGUCUGGCGGAUUCAACGAGCACCGUUCCCCCUGGCAGGGGGUGGUCCUGUUCCAGUACUUCCGGCCGACCAUGUUCGCGGUCUUCGCGGUGGGCUGCGUCUAUGCGGCCGUCCGGUCGGCGGACAUCCGCAAGGCGGCGCGUCUCUUCAACUUCCGUGCGCACCUCUACAACCUCAAGUCCCUGACCGACACGGAGGAGCUCAUCAAGCCCAACAACUGGUUCGAGAAGACCAUGAAUCGCGAGGAGGCCCUCAACAUCAUGAACAUCGAGGGCCGUUACACCCUGAGCGACCUGAACGCCAUCCACCGGAAGCUCAUCACCCAGAACCAUCCGGAUCGCGGUGGCUCGGAGUUCCUGUGUAACAAGAUCAAUGAGGCGCGCGACCUGCUUGAGCGGACCAUGCCCGAGCAGUGAGCAUACCUCGGUGUCGCGCCCGGCCACCCUCUUGCCUCUCGCGCUCCCCUUCCUUCCCCCUUUCCCCUCCUUCUCUGGGUGGUUUGUCUGCCAUGUUUAUUCGUGCCUGCCCUCCCCUCUUCAGAUCCCCUCCUCCCUUUCCUCUGUGAUUGUCGCGCACUGCCCCGGGUCUUGGCCCACACGCCCGUUCGGACAGCUAGAUGCACGCGAAUGUUCGCUGCUCCUCGCCCUCCUUACCCACACUGUCUGUGCGCCCGUGUUCGCCACUCUCCCCCCCGCCCCCCCCCCCCCCCACCCC